Eucalyptus grandis is the source of this 3322-nucleotide messenger RNA. RefSeq names its product pentatricopeptide repeat-containing protein At5g01110. NCBI's taxonomy places the organism in Eukaryota, Viridiplantae, Streptophyta, Magnoliopsida, Myrtales, Myrtaceae. Gene Ontology annotation, molecular function: protein binding. The record is from RefSeq and is a predicted model, not a curated record.
GUCGGCCCUUCCCGCUAAACCGAGUCCGAAUCACCGAAACGCCCACCCGAUUCGCUCCCCCUCUCUCCCUCCAUCGCAAAUCCGCCGGCCGCCGCAUUCCGAUGCCCGUCCGGCGGCCGCUCCUCCGCAGACCGCCGGCCACCCACCCCCUUCCCGAACGGAACCGCCUCCGUCGGCCGAACCCAUGUCGCGUCCGCGGCAUCUCCACUCUCCAACCCUCCGCCGAGCUCGCCCCCGCCGCCUCGGAGCAGUCGGCUCCCUCGACCUCCGUGUCGGACUUCCUGGCGGAGAAGGUCCUCUUCGACCUGAAGCGAGGUAACGUCAGGGACCCUCGAAGCUGCCUCUCUCGCUUGAGCCCUUCGACCGUGGUCGAGGUGCUCCGGCGGUGCCGCGACGAUCUUCGCCCGGCCCUGAAGUUGGUCGACUUAGUUUUGUCGGGCUGCCCCGGUUUUAAGCACUCGCCCGAGUCCCUGAGCGCGAUGGUCCACGUGCUGGUUCGCGGCAGGAGGGCGUCGGAUGCGCAGGGUUUGCUUCUCAGGAUGGUUAGGAAGAGUGGGGUCUCGCGUGCGGAGGUCGUCGAUUCUUUGAUCGAGGCGUCUCGUGACGGCGGGUCGAGCUGCGCGGUGUUUAGUUUGUUGAUCAGGACUUAUGUGCAAGCUAGGAAGCUGAGAGAAGGGGCUGAGGCUUUUCGGCUGUUGAGUAGUAAAGGGAUUCGGGUUCUUAUCGGUGCUUGUAAUGGUCUCCUCGGCGGGCUUGUGAAGGCGGGGUGGGUUGAUUUGGCGUGGGAAGUUUAUGGCGAAGUCGUUAGAAGUGGUGUUCAGGUGGAUGUCUACACUCUUAACAUAAUGGUGAAUGCAUUGUGUAAAGAUCGUAAGAUGGACGAGGUUAAAUCAUUUUUAUUGGACUUGGAGGAGAAGGGGGUUUUUCCGGAUAUCGUUACUUAUAAUACUCUGAUUAAUGCUCAUUGUAGGGAGGGACAAGUGAAUGAAGCUUUUGGGUUGGUGAAUUCGAUGUUGGAGAAGGGCAUGAAACCAAGCCUCUACACCUAUAAUGGCCUUAUCAACGGAUUAUGUAGAAAUGGAGAAUACACCAGAGCUAGGGAAAUGCUGAAUGAGAUGUCGGAAAAAGGUGUGAGCCCUGACAAUGCCAGUUUUAAUACCUUGCUCGUUGAGAUUGGUAGAAAAGGUAAUGCUGUGGAGGCUGAAAAGAUUUUUGAAGAAAUGUCACUGCGAGGUGUGGUUCCUGAUUUAGUUAGCUAUAGUUCGAUCAUUGGGGUGCUUUUGAGAAGUCACAAUCUUGACCAGGCUUUAAUGUACUUUAGGCGCAUGAAAAGUGCUGGGUUGGUGCCGGACAGUGUAAUUUAUACCAUCCUCAUUGAUUGGUACUGUAAGAAUGGCUUAGUCUCAGAGGCUUUGAGGUUGCGGGAUGAAAUGAUGGAGCAAGGCUGCUUUGUGGAUGUAGUUACAUAUAAUACUAUAUUGAACGGGUUGUGCAAGGACAAGAUGCUUGUGGAGGCAGAUCGGCUCUUACAUGAGAUGGGUGAAAGGGGUGUGUUUCCUGAUUUUUGUACAUUCACUACACUAAUUAAUGGGCACUGUAAGGAUGGGAAUAUGAACAAAGCAAUGAGCUUGUUUCAGACAAUGUCUCAGAAAAACCUAAAACCUGACAUUGUGACAUACAAUACACUAAUUGAUGGGUUCUGCAGAGUGGGUGAAAUGGAGAAAGCUUAUCAAAUAUGGGAUGAUAUGAUCAACAGUGGCAUAAGACCAAACCAUAUUUCAUACAGCAUUCUAAUAAAUGGUUUCUGUAGCACAGGAGCUGUUGCUGAGGCUUUGAGGUUGUGGGAUGAGAUGGUUAAGGGGGGUAUUCGUCCUAGUCUCAUCAGUUGCAACACUAUAUUAAAAGGUUUUUGCCGGUCUGGAGAUGUAUCCAAGGCAGAUGAAUUCUUCAGCAAAAUGGUUGCUAAAGGAAUUCUUCCAGAUAGCAUCACUUACAACACUCUGAUCAAUGGAUUUGUGAGAAUAGAGGACAUGGAUAAGGCUGCUGAACUGGUUUAUAAAAUGGAGAACGUGGGACUGUUGGCUGAUGAAUUUACGUACAAUGUCAUAUUGAGUGGUUUCUGUAGGCAAGGUAAGAUGCAAGAGGCUGAGCUGGUACUGAGAAGGAUGAUCAGUAGAGGUGUGAAUCCUGAUAGAGCUACAUAUUCAGCAUUGAUAAAUGGCUAUGUUAGCAAGGAUGACUUGAAGGAAGCGUUUCGGUUCCAUGAUGAAAUGCUGCAGAAGGGAUUUGUGCCGGAUGAUAAAUUCUAGAUCUCAUUCAAAGUGAUUGCUGCAUGUCAUCAUAUGCGGAUGGGGACCAUCAAGAACAACCUUGUUGAUUAUUAUGCUCGACUUUUUGGACCUAUUUCAUCUUUUGCUCAAGUCAUGAGAAUCUUCUUAAGAAUGGCCUCAGUUACAUAACUGAUGUAAGGAUAUCUGGUGAAAGAGUUCCUCUCGUAUCAACAAAGACUGACAGGAGGAGCUCAAAUCACAAUAGCAUUUGGAUGCAAAGGUCAGCGAUUCUUCGAAUCACUUUCAAUGGUCCCAGCAAUGUAUCACCAUGAUAUGUUCAUUGGCAUCAUAUCAACUGAUUUCCAUAACUUAAUGGGAAGAUGCUGACAUAUUCUUCCCUAAUGACUUUUGGAAUGGAGUGACCAUUUUGUUCUGGGUGGCUGAAACUUAAUGAAGGCACAUCAUCUAGACUAAGGAGAAAAGAGGUUAACAAUCUUGCUCAAUGCUUCUUCAUUUCUUGGUGGAAUUCACAUUACCUUCAAGGACAUGAACCAAGGAUGGAUAUAACCUCUCUUAGAUGACUUUAAGGACAAAAUUCUCUGUCUUCCUACUCACAUCAAGUGUGAAAACUUGUGUGCUCGAGUUUCUGAGGGCAUCGCCUCCUCUAUUUGCUGGAGGAAGAGAUUGAUUUGGGUUUUCUCAAGGGAAUUCAGCAGUCUUUCUUCUUCAAAGCAGAUGGGUCUCUAGAUUGAGAGUUGCAGAGGAUUCUAAACAUCACAAUUGUCUUGUCUCAUUUGCAGAACAAUUCUGUGCAAUCCGGCAAAAAAAUUGCGGAGAUUUUGAGACUUAUUAUUUGUUUUCAUUGGCAAUAGGAUGUCCUAGAUGAUGCAUGGUCGAUAUUGUGCUAUUUUAUAUCGAUGCAUGAAGAUGCAACUGCCUGCAGUACAUAAAUCUAUGUUUUUUUUCUUUUUCUUUUUCAUUUCUUCUAGCUACUGUUAAUCUUCAGCAAUCUGGGUCGAUUUCAUAUCAAAUUGCUAUUAUUUUGUUUUGAA